CUAGCAAAGCAAUAAACCUUCUUUUUCCUGUUUCUCAAAACCGUAUCCUCCUUAUUGGAUUGGCAUGGGGACAAGGACCGAGCUUUCGGUAACGCAGGGAUUAUGAAACCUCUGGGACCGUGUAUAAAAUUUCAUGCCAACGGGGCUCAUUAAAAAUCAUCAUAACCACAUGUGAGCCUAAGCCGUUCCCAGAAAAAACUAACUGCACAUUCGGUGCUAUAGCAACUGGUCAAUUUAGCAUUUUUUGUUUUCGUGUAAAAAAAAAAAAAGAAAAGAAAAGAAAAAAAGAAACAAAUGAAAGUGCAAUCUCUUCGGAAGAUAGCCGCCCCUGAGGUCCAAUGCAGGUGACGGGACGUCUUAAAACGGCAAAAGGAAAACAGCAUCUGACGAAUCUGCGGAUGGCAACGUAGACGUCUGGUCGAGGCCGGCAUCAGGAAGCUUCCUUUGCCCGGAGUCGGGGCAUAUCUAUCUCGGUGUCUGAGAAGGUCUCCGCGAGCCGGAGCUGUGCCGAGAUCAUGAACGACUGGAUGCCCAUCGCCAAGGAGUAUGACCCGCUCAAGGCGGGCAGCAUCGACGGCACGGACGAGGACCCGCACGACCGCGCUGUGUGGAGGGCCAUGCUGGCCCGGUACGUCCCCAACAAGGGCGUCACGGGGGACCCGCUGCUCACGCUGUUUGUGGCCCGGCUGAACCUGCAGACCAAGGAGGACAAGCUGAGGGAGGUGUUCUCGCGCUACGGCGACAUCCGGCGGCUGCGGCUGGUGAGGGACCUGGUGACCGGCUUCUCCAAGGGCUACGCCUUCAUCGAGUUCCGGGAGGAGCGCGCCCUGCUCAAGGCCUACCGCGACGCCGACGGGCUGCUGGUGGACCAGCGCGAGCUCUUCGUGGACUACGAGCUGGAGCGCACGCUGCGGGGCUGGGUGCCGCGGCGGCUGGGCGGCGGCCUGGGCGGCAAGAAGGAGUCGGGGCAGCUGCGCUUCGGGGGGCGCGACCGGCCCUUCCGGAAGCCCAUCAACCUGCCGGUGGUCAAGGGCGACCUCUACCGAGAGGGCAAGCGGGACCGGAGGGAGCGGUCCCGGUCCCGGGAGCGACACUGGGAGUCCAGGGCCAGGGACCGGGACCACGACAGGGGCCGGGAGAAGAGGUGGCCAGAGAGAGAGCCAGCCAGGGCGUGGCCUGAGAACGACUGGGAGCGGGACCCCAGGGAGGACAGGCCCAGGGGGAGGGAGAAGAGGGACCGAAGCAAGUAGAGGCCCGGUGGGGGACGGGACAGGGGACAGGGGCAGGCUGUACUCAAUAAAGCACGAAUAAAGCUUAUUGAUGAUGGA
Molecule: messenger RNA, 1328 nt
Organism: Ictidomys tridecemlineatus (thirteen-lined ground squirrel)
Lineage: Eukaryota; Metazoa; Chordata; Mammalia; Rodentia; Sciuridae
Gene: Snrnp35
Product: small nuclear ribonucleoprotein U11/U12 subunit 35
Biological process (GO): mRNA splicing, via spliceosome
Cellular component (GO): U12-type spliceosomal complex; precatalytic spliceosome
Molecular function (GO): mRNA binding; snRNA binding
Source: RefSeq, a predicted model, not a curated record